Messenger RNA from Lagopus leucura (white-tailed ptarmigan), 5203 nucleotides. It is a transcript of the gene EXOC8, whose product is annotated as exocyst complex component 8. The record is from RefSeq and is a predicted model, not a curated record. NCBI's taxonomy places the organism in Eukaryota, Metazoa, Chordata, Aves, Galliformes, Phasianidae. Bases 16 to 2163 code for a protein of 715 amino acids. The transcript has 2 exons. Gene Ontology annotation, cellular component: exocyst. Gene Ontology annotation, biological process: intracellular protein localization; Golgi to plasma membrane transport; exocytosis.
CGGCGGGUGCUGACCAUGGCGCUGGCGCUCGGGGAGGGCGGCGGCGGCGGCGGCGGCGGCGGGGGGAGCCGGCUGCGGCGGCAACUGGAGUCGGGGGGCUUCGCGGCGGCGGAGUACGUGAAGCAGCUGUCGCAGCAGUCGGACGGCGACCGGGAUCUGCAGGAGCACCGGCAGCGCAUCCAGGCGCUCCAAGAGGAGACGGCGCAGAGCCUGAAGCGCAACGUCUACCAGAACUACCGGCAGUUCAUCGAGACGGCGCGGGAGAUCAGCUACCUGGAGAGCGAGAUGUACCAGCUCAGCCACAUCCUCACCGAGCAGAAGGGCAUCAUGGAGGCCGUCACACAGGCCCUACUCCUGCAAGCCGACCGCGACGACCCCGCCCUGGGCGCCCGCCGCGCCGCCGCCGCCGACCCCUUCCUGCCACUGUCGGCUAAGGAGGCUGCGGCCAGCGAGGAGGGCCGGCAGCGGACGCUCACCACCCUGCUGGAGAAGGUGGAGGGCUGCCGCGACCUGCUGCCCGAGAGCCCCGGCAAGUACCUGGUGUACAACGGCGACCUGCUGGAGUACGACGCCGACCACAUGGCGCAGAUCCAGCGGGUGCACGCCUUCCUGAUGAACGACUGCCUGCUGGUGGCCACCGCCCUGCCCAACCGCCGCGGCGCCUACCGCUACGACGCCCUGUACCCCCUGGAAGGGUUGGCCGUGAUCAACGUCAAGGACAACCCGCCCAUGAAGGACAUGUUCAAGCUGCUCAUGUUCCCCGAGAGUCGCAUCUUCCAGGCCGAGAACGCUAAGAUCAAGAAGGAGUGGCUGGAGGUGCUGGAGGAGACCAAGCGCAACCGGGCCCUCAGUGAGAAGCGACGCCUGGAGCAGGAGGCCCUGCCCCGGCCCGCCCCAACACCUGAGUCCACCAACCCCUUCGAGGAGGAUGAGGAUGAGGAGGAGGAGGAAGAGCCCUCUGCUGAGGAGGAGACGGUUGACCUCUCGCUUGAGUGGAUCCAGGAGCUGCCGGAGGACCUGGACGUCUGCAUUGCUCAGCGGGACUUUGAAGGGGCUGUGGACCUGCUCGAUAAACUCAACGAGUACUUGGGAGACAAGCCUGCGAGCCAGCCCGUGAAGGAGCUGCGGGCCAAAGUGGAUGAGCGGGUCCGGCAGCUUACUGACGUGCUGGUCUUUGAGCUGUCUCCGGACCGCUCGCUGCGAGGAGGGCCACGAGCCACGCGCCGAGCCGUGUCCCAGCUCAUUCGCUUGGGCCAGUCCACCAAGGCAUGUGAGCUCUUCCUGAAGAACCGUGCAGCCGCGGUGCACACGGCCAUCCGACAGCUGCGCAUUGAAGGUGCCACGCUGCUCUACAUCCACAAACUCUGCCACGUCUUUUUCACUAGCCUUCUAGAGACGGCCAGAGAGUUUGAGACGGACUUUGCUGGCAACAAUGGCUGCUACUCUGCCUUCGUUGUGUGGGCCCGCUCUUCCAUGAGGAUGUUUGUAGAUGCCUUUAGUAAGCAAGUGUUUGACAGUAAAGAGAGCUUGUCAACUGCAGCGGAAUGUGUGAAGGUAGCUAAAGAGCACUGCAAGCAGCUCAGCGACAUUGGACUGGAUCUCACCUUCAUCAUUCAUGCCCUCCUGGUAAAGGAUAUCAAAGGUGCUUUGCAGAGCUACAAGGAUAUCAUCAUCGAGGCCACCAAGCACCGCAACUCUGAGGAGAUGUGGAGGAGGAUGAACCUCAUGACUCCAGAGGCUCUGGGGAAACUCAGGGAGGAGAUGAAGAGCUGCGGCGUAGGCAAUUUUGACCAAUACACUGGUGAUGACUGCUGGGUCAACCUUAGCUAUACUGUAGUAGCUUUCACUAAGCAGACUAUGGCCUUCUUGGAGGAAGCAUUAAAGCUUUACUUUCCAGAGUUGCACAUGGUUCUUUUGGAGAGCCUUGUGGAAAUCAUCCUAGUGGCUGUCCAGCAUGUUGAUUACAGUUUACGGUGCGAACAGGACCCUGAGAAGAAAGCAUUCAUUAGGCAGAAUGCAUCCUUCCUUUAUGAAACUGUCCUUCCUGUUGUGGAAAAAAGAUUUGAGGAGGGAGUUGGAAAGCCAGCCAAGCAGCUACAGGAUCUGAGAAAUGCUUCAAGAUUGAUGCGAGUAAAUCCAGAAAGUACCACCUCUGUGGUGUGAAGUAAACGAACAGUUCUUAUGAACAGAGUGUGAAAGCAGUUAGUGAAAACACUGUACAUUGCAUAUGUGAACUAAAUGGUUUUUUUGAGCUCCUGGAAAAUGAGGAAGUCUGGUUGCAAGAUUGCAGAGACUGAAGUUACAGUCAAAGGCUUCAAGGGUCCAACACUUCUUCUGAGGGGGUGCAGGAAAGUGAGAGGUAGCUGUUGAAAUCAUGUGUCCUUGUACAGCAUAUCCUGUAAGAAUGGUUAAUGUAGUGUUUGUGACUUGGGAAGUACUAUGAUGUACAAUUUUUGGCCAAAUGUUUGUGAAAACCUUAAAUAUAUGUACGUUGUUCAGCAGGAAAAGAUCACUUCUUGUCACAUCAUUGUGUGUGUGCUUUUUUUAAGGCAGUGCUCUGGUAGAAGGGAAGUGCUGAAACGCUCCCAGGGUGUGGUGUUUGGUGAGGCACGUCCACCAUUAGAUGUGACUCAGCAGUCGAGAUAAACAGCAUGGGUUUUGAUAUUCAGCUUUGUUUGAUAGCAGUGCAGACUCCUCAGUUUCUCUUACAUAUGUAAUCUCUUAAUUCAUUUCUAGAACAGAUCUAAAUUAAUAAUCUUGAAUUGAUUUUUGUGUUUGAGUGUAGGGGCUGUUUCUCUUUAAUAAGCUUGCCUGUCAAGUUACAGCUCUGAAAGCAGAGCUCCUUAUUGUCAGAAACACUUUUUCCUUUCAGAGAAGAAACAAGGGUACUUUCCCUUCCCCUUCGUAUUCCCCUUGUUUUCUCACAGACUUCACUGGAGUCAAGUGCAUCAGAUGAACUGUGCGUUCUUGCUAGAGGUUCUGUCUGAAGUGCAUUAUGGGCCAUUACCUGCAGGUUAGAAACCACAGCAAAGAGGCAUAAAUGCUCUCAAAAUGUUCGAGUCAGGGAGAGGGUCUUCAUGAAGAUACUGUGUCAUUUGGGAGAAACAGAAUUCUAGCUUUGCCCUAUAGAAGCAGCAGAGGAUAAAGACACUGACCAUAAGGGUUUUUGUGAACUAUGUGAUCUACAAAAUGCAUACUGUAACUCUCCUGAAAAUAUUACCUUGUUUCCUGUAAUAUAGCAAUAACCAACCCAGAAGAACGUUCCUUUUUACAGAACACACAAGGACUGCAUUUGAUUGAGAACUUGAAUGUAGAUGGUAUUCAUGCCAUGAGAAUGUUUUUUGGUUUGGAUUGGUGAUGCUUAUAUUGCUCUGUAUUUCUGAAAUCAAAAUAGGCUUAUGCAAAGGCUGUCUUCAGAAGGCUAUCAGCAUUGCCUUCUAAGCUGCAUAAACUUCUUCCCCUUCAUUUUGCAGGCCUUCUUAAUUGAGCUAAAAUUGUUACAGCUGCAUAAUCUUAUACUGGACACUUAAUAAGAUCUUAACAAGAUCGUAAGUGGGAUAAUUGAGUAUCUUGUUCCUCUUGUGUUUUCAAAUGAAAGCUUUUACGAUUUAUGUCAUGGUAAUGAUUGCCUCAUGACUGCAUGAAGAAACAAGAAAUCACUAGUAUAAUAUCCUGUGUAACUGCUUCUACUGCAGCUUUGUCAUUUCUUCAUGUUUUCACACUUCCAGCUCUAUGCAGUUUUUGCUUUAGUGGCUAGUUUUCAUUCUCUUGCUCUUAAAGUGCUUCUUGAGCUGUCAGAUUUUGCCAAGCAUCUGCUUACUUGCUAUCCAAGUCCAAAAUGACCAAUUUGGUCAUUUUGCUAGAAAGUAACAGCAACAAAAACAAUUUUAGUAAAUGUUUUUUAAAAGGGUAACUCAUUAGCCUGAGCUAAAAAGGGUUUGAGGACCACUGAAAUAGCUGUAUUUGCCAAACAGGCAUUUUUUUUCCACCAGUGAACUCUCUUAGAUACCAGAGCCUAGUGAAUUACAUUGAAGUAAUGUAUUUUCUAUCAACUGUUCAAAGUAAGCAAGGGUAGUAAUCUGGCCUUGCUUAAUUUUUCAGUGAACUGUAAGUGAGAACUCACCAUUACGAUGGGUAGUGUGAAAGAAGGGGAGAAAGGAGGGUGUUUUUCUCUGAAGACAGGUAUAUUUCAGUGUUUUAUGUGAAGCGGAAGAAAGUAUAUUUACUUGUGAGCAAAGAAUAAAUAUCUGAGCUUUAGGUCACUUCCUUUUUUUGCUGUGCAAGAGGGGGGUAGCUGUGGAAUUACAGCUCAAGAUUGAUUAUUGUGAUGCUUGAGGAUUUUGUGUAAGAAGCUGAAUUGUAGAUGCCAUUUUUUGGCUCUGGCAUGCUGUUAAAUUGAAGAGCCCUAUUCAUGCUUCUGUUACAAGCUGGCACAGCACAUCUUAUUCUAAUCAGAGGGUGAAAUGUAAGAUCUAAUUCUGCCAUGCACUUUGUUAUGUCCUUGUCACCAUUCCUUUCAUCAAUCUAGUAAAAGCAUGCACGUCCUCCUGAUGGUCUAUCAGCUGCCAUCAUGGAGCUGUAGGCUUACAUGGAUGUUGGCUUUAAUAGAUGAGGGAAUCUGGCCUUUUGUUUCGGUGCUCAAAUGUAUUCAUGUACCUGUUAGCAAUGCACACAAGGUCAAGUUCUAUAAACUGUAAGGAGCAUUGGUAUUUUGAAACUUGUGAGUUUGUUCUAAAGUCAUAAUGAAAGGAAAACAUUGGCUUAAGGAAAAUGGAGUGUAAAUAGCAUUAAACCCACUUUGUAUGUUAAUUCAGUUAACAGAUAAAGCCAGUGUGUGCUAAAAGUCAUUGUUUAAUAAAUACAUUUCAGAUUUGCAUAUAUCAGUUUGAAAUGGGGUUUUUCUUUUUCUGAGCUGUUUGCUUGUGGAGGUGGUGUGAUUCCAAUGAAAAUUUGCAGUAACUAUUAAAUAAUACAAUAGCAGUUCUGUUGAUUUGGGGAAGAGAGAACUGUAAUUUUGCUAAGGCUUUGUUUUAUUUCUCUAUGAGGGAUUUGCAUAUGAAAUCUGGUUUCCUUUAGCUGCUCUGACAAAAUUGUGGUGUAUACUUUCUUUAAUUGUUAUUCAGAUGAAUUUAUGUAUUAGAAUUUUAUGCAAUAACUUUUCUGAACAGUGGGAACGAUAUAUUAAAACUUUUGGGACAUACAA